Rhinocladiella mackenziei CBS 650.93 is the source of this 1023-nucleotide messenger RNA. RefSeq lists its product as uncharacterized. The transcript has a single exon. The coding region runs from base 1 to 1023 and encodes 340 amino acids. Gene Ontology annotation, biological process: canonical NF-kappaB signal transduction. The record is from RefSeq and is a predicted model, not a curated record. NCBI's taxonomy places the organism in Eukaryota, Fungi, Ascomycota, Eurotiomycetes, Chaetothyriales, Herpotrichiellaceae.
AUGAUUUACGCUCAAAAUCCGUUCACGGCUCACCCUGAGGAUAAAAUAUGGGAUCCACAUGCUACCUUUAGCAUUAUCAACCCGGAUCGAGAUGCUUUUACCUGCGUGGGCUACGCUCGCACACAGGGCCGCCGUUGUCGAAACCCCAUUGAUCAACAUGAUCGAAAGUUCGUGUACGAUCUGCUUGAUCGCAUUUCAUCAUUGUCUCCCGGUAGCGGGGAAGUCGCAAAGCUGUUGCCACAAAUUGCCUCCUUGUCACUAUGUCGGCGUUGGCACAAGGAUCAGGCCGACUCUAUCGUGAGGAACUGGGCAACGAGAAUCUCCAUGCUGCCACAAUCCCCCCCUCGAGAGGGAAAGACCAAAACAAAGGAUAGAAAAUCGAAAAUAUUCGAAGCGAGACCGGACCCGACUACCUUCUAUCAUUCUUCCUUCGAAGGUGGGAAUCCGAAACAGCAUGAAAGCGGCGCGAGAAACCAGAAGCAGCAGAGAGGAGAGCAACAACGUCCAGAUCGGGAAAAGGAAGAACAGCAGAAAAGGGAACAGGAGGCGAAAGAACAAAAAAGGCGAGAAGAGGAUGCUCGUGAAAAAAUGCGAGAAAAGGCUCGGCAACAACGGGAAGAACGAGAGCGAGAAACAAGAGAGCAAGCAAUGAGGGAACGACGAGAGUGGCAACAGGCAUGGCAUUCUUACGUUACGAAAUGGACUACAUUCAAACAAGCAAAGACGAAGCCCUCAAACCCCCAGCAAGCUCAGCAACUGAUUCCUUGGCCUACCAAAUCCGGCCGCUUCCGUGACUUGACGAAGUCGAACGUCAUGACCUUCUAUCGAAACGCUUGCCCUGAUGCGGGUACACCGGCCAUGUCUAAAGCCAUGCGGGCCGAGAGCUUGAAGUGGCAUCCUGACAAAAUGUCCAUACUCUAUCCCUCAUGCGAACCCGGUGCUGCUGACAAGGAGGUCAUAUUGAUGAUCUGCCGAGUGGUGCUCGGAUUGAAGGAACAAGCAGAUGCUAUGAGAGCGAGAUGA